Gamsiella multidivaricata is the source of this 1773-nucleotide messenger RNA. Its product is annotated as aldehyde dehydrogenase 3 family, member B1. The record is from RefSeq and is a predicted model, not a curated record. The coding region runs from base 167 to 1687 and encodes 506 amino acids. Gene Ontology annotation, cellular component: cytoplasm. The transcript has 4 exons. Gene Ontology annotation, molecular function: aldehyde dehydrogenase (NAD+) activity. Lineage: Eukaryota; Fungi; Mortierellomycota; Mortierellomycetes; Mortierellales; Mortierellaceae. Gene Ontology annotation, biological process: aldehyde metabolic process.
GUGAACCGCGCAAGCAUUUCUGCGGUGAGCCGGGGCUGGUAUUUCGGCUUCAAUUCUUACUAAGACUAGGGCUGCUCCUUCUUUCUGUCUUUUUCAUUCUCGCCAUUGCCCUCCAUCCCAUCUCUGCAUUCCUCCUUUUUUGAAAACACACCUCUCGCCUCUAGUCAUGACCUCCUCCAUCCUCCGCUUCAGCAACGACGCUGAGAUCAGUCAGGCCAUCGAGACCUGCCGCCAGACCUACAAGGCCGGAUACACAAGGCCUCUCAAGUUCCGUCGCCAUCAGCUCGAGCAGCUCUGGCGCCUCCUCGACGACAACGUCGAACAGAUCAUCGAUGCCAUCUACAAGGACCUGCACAAGCACCGUAACGAGACCUGUCUCGGUGAGCUCUUCCCUUCCAAAGAGGAGAUCAACGAUGCCCUCGAGCAUCUCGAGGAGUGGGCUAAGGACGAGUACAUUGAGCCCUCGCUCAUCAACAAGUAUGGCGUCACCUGUCUUGUCCGCAAGGAACCCAAGGGUGCCGCGCUCAUCGUUUCGCCUUGGAACUACCCUGUCUUCUUGACCUUUGGCCCCUUGGCCGGCGCCAUGGCUGCCGGCUGCACGGCCGUAGUCAAGCCCUCAGAGCUGGCCCCCCACACCGCCAAACUCCUUACAGAGUUGUUCCCCCGCUAUCUUGACAGCCGCGCCUACAUCAUCGUUAACGGUGCUGCUCAUGAGACGACCAAGUUGUUGGAGCACAAGUGGGAUCAUAUCUUCUAUACCGGUAACGGUACGGUUGCCAAGAUCAUCAUGAAGGCCGCCUCUCAGCACUUGACACCCUUGACUCUGGAGUUAGGAGGCAAGUCCCCGGCGGUCAUUGACGAGAACGCCAACAUGCUUGUCGCCGCCAGACGCAUUGCCUUCGGCAAGACCUUCAAUGCUGGUCAGACAUGCGUUGCUCCCGACUAUCUGUUGUUGACGCAAAAGGGAGAGGAAAAGUUCAUUCCAGUGUUCAAGAAGGUCUUGAUCGAGAUGUUCGGCACCAAUCCCCAGAACUCACCGGAUUAUGCACGCGUGAUUAAUAACCGCCACUGGCACCGUCUGAUGAAGGUCUUGAACGAGAACCAGUCGGGAGAGGUCGUGAUUGGCGGACAGUCAGACGAGAAGGAUCUUUACAUCGCCCCGACGGUCGUUUUGAACGUCGACCGCGAGGACAAGCUCAUGGAGGACGAGAUUUUUGGACCACUCCUGCCUGUGAUUCGUGUCGCAGAUGUGGACGAUGCGAUCGAGUAUAUCAACUCGAAGGACGAUCCCCUGUCGCUCUAUAUUUUCUCCGAUAACAAGAAGUUCUCGAAGAAGGUCAUUGAUCACACCCGCUCGGGAGCCGUCUCUGUCAACGAGUGCCUGCUCCAUGUCACGGAGGGACAUCUGCCCUUUGGAGGUAUUGGAUCUUCGGGCAUGGGCAACUACCACGGCAAGAAGUCCUUUGAUGCCUUCACCCAUGAGCGCUCGGCUAUGAUCAAGACCACGAAUCCGGUCUUUGAGGCUGCGCUCGCCGUCCGCUAUGCGCCCUACACCAAGAACAACCUGCGUCUUGCCCGUGUCUUCCUCGAAUCUGUGCCCAGGUUCAAGAGGAACUUUGUCUGGAGGCACAUCAAGUGGAUUGUCAUCGCACUCAUCUUUGGAAUUGGCUACAAGCGACUUGCAUAAAAUGAACAUACAUACAUAUCUUCUCUCUCUCUUUUCUUAAGCAGUACCAAUGAAUAAAGAAAAGGCGUUCGUGGCCUACGCAUACC